AAAAAGGUUUUAAAGUACUGUGUGUACAUAUAAACGCACGAAACGGGUUUCGAUUUCUUUCCCCCACUCUCUCUCAAAACCUCUCUUCUUUUUCUGUACCUUCGUGUUUACCGUUCGAGCACGCCAUGGCCGCUCUUCAGUACCUCGAUUCUCUGCGCAAUGUCCAUCCAGAGCUUGGAGAUUGGUACAAUACGCUAGCAGAUCUGUACCAGAAGAAGCUAUGGCAUCAGCUUACUCUCAAGCUCGAACAGUUCGUCGCUCUAGCUGUUUUUCAGGCUGGUGAUGCUCUCAUACAGUUAUAUCAUAAUUUCAUCACUGACUUUGAGACUAAGAUCAAUCUUCUGAAGCUUGCGCAUUUCGCUGUCAUAGUUUCUCGACAGUAUUCGGAGAAAGAAGCUGCCACUAGUUAUCUUGAAGGGGUGAUUGAAAAGCUUCGAGCCACUAAAGAGAUGCGUAUAGAGGAGCCAAUCCUUUACAUUAAGAUGCAAAUAGCUAUCUUCAAGCUUGAGAAUGGGGAACACAAAGAGUGCAAGAAACUUCUAGAAGAUGGAAAGAGUAUGCUCGACAGCAUGACCGACAUUGAUCCCUCUGUAUAUGCCAGCUAUUACUGGGUUUCAUCUCAAUACCAUAAAUCACGCCAAGAAUUUGCUGAAUUCUACAGAAGUGCUCUUCUCUAUUUAGCUUACACAUCAGUGGAGUCUCUUUCAGAAUCAUUUAAACUGGACUUGGCAUUUGAUUUAUCCCUAUCGGCAUUGCUGGGAGAAAACAUAUAUAACUUUGGGGAACUGCUUGCACAUCCAAUUAUAAAGUCUCUACUGGGCACAAAGGUUGAGUGGCUCUACUAUAUUCUCGAAGCAUUCAAUGCUGGUGAUUUAAUUCACUAUCAAGAAUUAUGCCAUGUGCAUAGAGCUGCUUUGAGUGCUCAACCAGCACUAGUGGAGAAUGAGAAGAAGCUUUUGGAAAAGAUUAAUAUUCUCUGCUUGAUGGAAAUCAUCUUCAGUCGACCAUCAGAAGAUAGAACUAUUCCAUUAAGUAUCAUUGCAGAGCGCACAAAACUUACUGUGGAGGAUGUGGAGUAUCUUCUCAUGAAGAGCCUUUCAGUUCAUCUUAUUGAGGGAAUAGUUGAUCAAGUUGAGGGAACUGUUCAUGUUUCCUGGGUGCAACCAAGAGUUUUGGGGAUUCCCCAGAUCAAAUCAUUGCGUGAUCAUCUUGACAAUUGGAUCAGCAAAGUACACACUACUUUGUUAUCUGUUGAGGCAGAAACACCUGAUUUAGUGGCAUCGUGAUCUUGAUUUCUUGAUUACUGCCCUUUGUGAGAAUCUGUUCCUGUUCAGAACGAACAGGUAGGCAAAAGAUGAUGAAACAGUUUGUCGCUUGGGCAAAGCUUUUACGUGUCCUCUCACCGCCUUACCAUUUCAUGCAUAAUUUUUUUAAUAGGAGCAGCCUCUUGUAUUUUCUUUUGUUUGAACUGUCCCAUUUGUAGUGGCUUGCCAAGAAUCAGGAGACAACGAUGAGUCAAUUGAAGGAUGGCUGUUUAUUUUUAAGAAUGUUUAUCGAACCGUGUACUGGAAAGUUAUUUUUUAGUUACAAUCAGAUGUGAUCCAUUCUUUGGUGGAUUAAAUGCAUUUUGAUUUA
This is a messenger RNA of Cornus florida, 1635 nucleotides long. Its product is annotated as 26S proteasome non-ATPase regulatory subunit 13 homolog A. Gene Ontology annotation, biological process: ubiquitin-dependent protein catabolic process. The coding region runs from base 126 to 1286 and encodes 386 amino acids. The record is from RefSeq and is a predicted model, not a curated record. The transcript is spliced from 6 exons. NCBI's taxonomy places the organism in Eukaryota, Viridiplantae, Streptophyta, Magnoliopsida, Cornales, Cornaceae. Gene Ontology annotation, molecular function: structural molecule activity. Gene Ontology annotation, cellular component: nucleus; cytosol; proteasome regulatory particle, lid subcomplex.